CCCUUUUCUAUUUAGUGCGCACCCGUAACCCAUGACAACCAAACAUGGAUUCCGGCGGCUAUGCCGCGGGUGCUGGUGCUGGGCCUGCGUCUCGCUCCCAGCUCCCAGGCUGGGUUAAGAGGAGGUCUCACUGGACUGGCCGCCGUGAAGGGAAUACUCUACAGAGAUAUCAAUACACCGUUACCAGGGAGCAGAGGAAGAAUUCACUGGAGAGAGGAGAGGACAAAGAGAGAACGGCUGGAAGAGAGUCUUCUGCUCCUUAGGCAACACCACAAGGAGACGUUGGAGCAGCUCCACUCUGAGGCUGAGAGGCUCCAGAGGGAAAACAGAGAGUUGAGUUUCCGUUUGAUAAUGUGUCGCUGUGAGCAGAGGGCUUCUUCCCCUCCUAGUCUCGAUCUCCCCACUGACAAAAAGGCAGCUGAGAGCGAAGUACGUCAACUACGACAAGCUCUGGCUGAGGAGAGGCACAGAAACAGCAGGAUUCUGGAGAUGCUGCAGAGCCAACUACAGACGGAUGAGGUGGAGGGAAGCUCUCGGGAGAACGGCCAAUUAAUCCUCGAAGGGACUGACCAAUAUCAACACCAAGGGAAGUCAGGUCUUCACCCGUGCGCACCUGGCACUAGUCUGGAGGUGAGGGCCAACUUCUGCCACCGAGACAAACAGGAGAGUAGUCAGGCAGGGAAUGACUACAUUAAACUGCCAGCUCUGCAACCCAGACUCCCUGGGGUGUGGCUGAGAGGCAGAGGAGACGACAGGCCAUGCAGAAGAGAGUCUCCAGAACUCGUCUUCCUCCUCUGCAGCCUCUGA
Molecule: messenger RNA, 807 nt
Organism: Geodia barretti
Lineage: Eukaryota; Metazoa; Porifera; Demospongiae; Tetractinellida; Geodiidae
Source: the annotation of a GenBank genome assembly